AUUCAUAUCGCAAUUGGGGACACAGAUGUAUUUGGCCGCUACAAAUGGGUAAAGCGAGGGUGUUUUUUCACACGUCUUACCCAAGGAAACAAGCAAGUACGAUUUUGGCAGAUCUGAAACUCGGUCCGUCUCCCACCAAAGUCCAAACACUUGCCACUGCGCUAACUCAAAUGCACAUUAAACUACAGUACAAUCUUUUGUCAUUUCACCUAUUUUCAACAUUACUUUGGUGAUGAACAAAGAAAUAUAAUAUAAUAAUUUAUUUAACCCGGCUGUUAUCACCCAACUAGGUCUACAGUGCAGAAGAUUAGUCAAGUUAUGCAAAUAUUUCUGGCUGAGUUGAAAGAUUAAAAACAGACAUUCCUAUCAUGGAGGUUCUUAGUUAACUUUCUUCGCACACUUUUAACAAGUCUCAUCAAUGCGACUUGUAACGCUCGUCCGCAAUUGGAUCGUACAGUACAGUGUGAUAAUCUUUAGUUAGGAACCACGCCAUAGCGUAGACGCGACGAAUAACAGUGCAAAGGAUAGCCCAUAACAGUCACACGCCAUAGCUUGGGACUUCUAGUGGGAAAUUCUCAUGCAUCGUCUGCUAGGGAUAAUAUUGUACCUACACACAGUUUUGUACUGUUCGUAAUAAGACUUGCCACGAUAUGACGUAGGUUUAACGGAAUUUAGAAAAAAAAUCAAAAUGGUGACAAAAAUCAUCGUAGAUUUUCUUGAAGGAAUUUAUGUUCAUUUUAUGCUGUUGGUUGACAUGAUUGUAGCUAUCGUACUUUUCAUCAUCCCGAAGAAAUCCAAAGACGUUGCGGGUGAGUUUGUCCUGGUUACCGGGUCUGGCAGCGGGAUAGGGAGGCUACUAGCACUAGAAUUUGCCAAACGUGGGGCUACGUUAGUGCUCUGGGAUAUAAAUGAAUCGGCGAUCAAAGACGUUGCCGGUGAAAUCGAAGAACAGGGAGGGGAAGCUUAUACAUACAAGGUUGAUCUAAGUAAGCGAGAAGAAGUCUACAGCAUUGCAGAGAAGGUCAAAAAGGACGUCGGGGAUAUUGACAUUCUGGUGAAUAAUGCUGGAGUCGUUACUGGCAAAAAGUUCAUGGAUUCACCAGAUAAAAUGAUCCAACUUACUAUGGACGUCAACAUCGGUGCUCAUUUCUGGACUAUCAAAUCAUUUCUACCGAGUAUGAUUGAACGAAACCAUGGCCACAUCGUGACAAUCGCAAGUUCCGCUGGACUAUUUGGUACAAAAGGCCUAAUUGAUUAUUGUGCGAGCAAGUUUGCUGCAGUCGGAUUGGACGAGUCCCUACGUUACGAGCUGAUGUUUAUGGGUAAUGAGGGCGUUCAUACAACUGUUGUAUGUCCGUUCUUCAUCAACACCGGUAUGUUCGACGGUGUUAAGACAAGAUUCCCGAGUUUGCUGCCGAUAAUUGAACCAGAAGUUGCCGUUGCAAAGAUCAUGAGUGGGAUCCUGACCAAUGAGAAAGAAGUAUAUGCUCCUGGUAUCAUUCGUGUUCUAGUGAAGUUGCGAGAUAUUCUCCCUGACAGAGCAAAAUGUAGAGUUUUUCAGUUCUUCGGAACAGAUACCUGCAUGGACCACUUCGUCGGACGUACAAAGAAUGAUUGAUUAUGAAUUAAACACCGUUUGAUUACUUAAUUAAUGGUGAAAGAGUGGGAUUUAGGCAAUGUUUGUUUACGUGUGUUAGACCUACAAUAGGCCUAACAUGAGUUUGACCUCUGAUGUUUUGCAUAUAUGUUGUAGGCCUUCUUUGCAUGAUAGCUAGCCCAACCUAUAUGGUAGUGAUAUUUACCAGUGGUCUGGUAACCGAAGUGACGAAUCUAUCAGUUGGCCAAUGUAGGAUAUGUAUAAUGAGUCUCCUACUGUGUUUGGGACCAAAGACUUAUAAUUGCAUUACUUUCAUUGUAUACAUAAAUAUAAUUUCAAGGUAUACGGUAAUUCCUGAAACCAAGUAAUUAUAUUGUCGAUAGCAUGAAAGACGAUUCGAACAUUAUCAUCAAUAAAAAUCAUUUUUUAAAUUUUAUUUUAUUAUUAUUAUUGUUUGUGUUAGGCCCGAGGCCAAGGAUAUGCCAAACAUCGAACUUAAUUACUUCACAAGAUAGACAACAUAAAUAGUCUAUGAGGAGCAAUUCCUGUGAAAGUGACAACCACCAAAUUAUUCAACUCUGCUCCACUGAUGCAGAUUGAAGACAUUUCUUGAAAAUAGAAACUCGCUUGAUUUUGAACUGUAAUCGAUAAUUGCUAGGCCUGUAUUUAUGAUUGAAGCUCUUUAACAUGGAUAACGGGAUGGGCGCAGUAUAAAAUUAGUGCAUGUUAGGCCUAAUUUUAAAUAUAUAGCUUCUGUGUUUAAUAUACUACUGGAAGUCAUUUUAAGCAUUUUCGUAGUAAAUAGUCAAUAGGUUCGAUGUCUUAUUUGAGGUCACUUUAGAGUCUUAGAUAAUCCUUUUAUAAUGAGAAACUCAAUUUGGAAAUUUUCCAGACUUUACCAAACCAAGUCAAGCAGUGUCUCACCUGGAAAAAACAAUCCACAUAUUUAAACGUGAGCCAGGAAAAGGUUUUAAUUUAAAAAAAUAUUUUGAGUCAUUGUGUUAAUACGGUUCAUUUUUUUUUCUUUUGUAGGCCUAUAACAGCAUGGAGGACAAAAUUUGCUCCAUGGUAAUAUGUAGUUAGAAAUCAUUCAUGCGACGAUUUCCAUACUCCCCCAAAUCGCUUGUUGGUGGCGCCGGGAACAGUUAAAUUACCUGGAAUGAUCUCGAACUACUUAGGCGCCGUGCUAAUCCGAUUGAGUUCCUAUUGUUCGCUCUUAGGAAUAGUGGCAAUUCUAGAAUGUAAAAGCGUCAUAUAAUAAUGUUGCACGGCAAUUUCUCAAUUAAAGGUACAGAUAUGCCAACUGUAACAUACGUCGUCUUUUAAUUAUAGAAUAGAAUAUAAUUAUGUAGGCCUACAACUUAAGCAGAAUUUAAACUGUGACCGCUUUUCGGGGUAAACCAAGCUUUUAGAGUAAUUUUCCGGAUAACGAGAAGAAAUAAUGAACAUAUUUUAACACUACGGGCACAUCCGAUUCAAAAUGGUCAGACCAAUCCCUGUUCAAGCCCUUUAAGAGAACAUUCCUAAAAAUAC
This is a messenger RNA of Anneissia japonica, 3130 nucleotides long. Its product is annotated as epidermal retinol dehydrogenase 2-like. Gene Ontology annotation, molecular function: oxidoreductase activity, acting on the CH-OH group of donors, NAD or NADP as acceptor. Gene Ontology annotation, cellular component: lipid droplet. NCBI's taxonomy places the organism in Eukaryota, Metazoa, Echinodermata, Crinoidea, Comatulida, Comatulidae. The record is from RefSeq and is a predicted model, not a curated record. Bases 689 to 1618 code for a protein of 309 amino acids. The transcript has 6 exons.